GUAUAUAGUCAGAUCAUUGGCUCCUAAAUGGCGUAGUCUCCCCUAUCCUUCUCCUCCUUUCUUCACUUUCAAGAUUGAUUUGAAACAGCUUCUCACCAGAGGGUUGUCCAGCAUUUCAAACAGGACAGAUGACAAAACAUCAUAUCGGCAGUGAUGAUGCCUGCGGUCGCUGCCGCCCGGAAUACUUUUGGCCCCUGAAGAAGUGGGUUAAAAAGUGUGCGGCCUCAGGGAAGCCUGAGUUGGCAAGAAAAGCUAGUCAGACCUAUUUGGCUACCAUCGCGAAAUCGAAGCUCGUGAUAAUCAAAGAUUCCAUAACGAUCUGUCCUCACGGAGCACUACGAAUGAUUGGAGAAGAUAUGCCUGAUGAAUGCAGGAAAAGUCAGGAUCUGGCCGAUGGUGCUUGGUUUGGGAACGUGACCGUCGUAUACAAUAUAUUGAAAUGGUUCAAUGUGGAGACAGCUCAUCAGAUCCUCAUCGAUAAGGGCGACAAUUUUAUCUACAAUGGCCCUUUGCUGGUAUUCAAGGAUGAGGAUUUCGAAUGCCUUCGAGAAGCAGAAGCUGUCUUGCACCUGUUGUUGGAAGAUCAUCGCACGGUAGAGUCAGUGGUAUCCUCAAUAAACUUGGAUCAAUGGGACGAUUAG
Messenger RNA from Aspergillus homomorphus CBS 101889, 641 nucleotides. RefSeq lists its product as uncharacterized. The coding region runs from base 129 to 641 and encodes 170 amino acids. Lineage: Eukaryota; Fungi; Ascomycota; Eurotiomycetes; Eurotiales; Aspergillaceae. The transcript has a single exon. The record is from RefSeq and is a predicted model, not a curated record.